AUGUCAUCGGACGAGUCGUUCGCGAGUGUGAUCCACGUGAACGUCGCGCUGCUGCGGCUCUCCGGCGUGGUGUCCUGCGGCGGGAAAGCGACGGACGUUCGCCGGGCGCGAAUCCUGCAGACGGUCCUCGGGACGGUCGCUUACGGUUGCCUGCUGACGUACUCGCUCCUGUACACCCGCGAAUUCAUCCUGUACACCGUCCACCUCGGCACCUGGAUGGAGUCCUUGGCGAUGAUACUGUCCGUCAUGGGCGGACAGGCGCGAUUCACGAUCAUCCUGCUGUCCCAACGGAGAUUUCGCCGCUUGCUGACGGUGUGCGAGGAACUCUGGCUGACGCUGAGCGCGAGGGAAAAGGGCCGUGUGCGCGAUUGCAUGAAAGGGACGAGACGGCUGACGUAUUACUACGUGUUCGGCUGCGUCUUCACGAUCUUCUUCUACGCCGUGGCGAACCUCUUCAUGAAGUCUCGGCACGACGAUUCGCCGGCGAACAUCAGCCGAAGCCUGCCGUACGUCUGUCCGAUCGACGUACACCGGACGCCCUAUUACGAGAUUACGUACGCCAUGCAGUUGUGCAGCAUGACGAACGUCGGCCUCACCUGCGCCGCCACGGACACCAUCGGCCCGGUGCUGAUCCUGACGGUCAGCGGCCACUUCAAGGUGCUGAACUCGCGAAUUCAACGGAUCUGCGAGCGAACGUGCGAUAAAGAGGGGAAGUCGCGUGAGGACGCUACGGUGUUCCUCGAGGACACGUCGAGAAGUGAUCACGCGAUGCUCGAUCUCAAAGCUUGCGUGCGUUAUCAUCAGACGAUACUCGCAUUUUGCAAGGAAGUCGAAAAGCUAACCACCGGUAUCUUUUUAUCACAACUGCUCACCAGCACGUACAACAUCUCUCUCGUAGGAUUUAAAUUAGCGGGGGAUGACCCGGACAAGUUUAAGUACACGACACAAGUCUUGAUCGCAGCGAUCCAACUAUUUUUGAGCAAUUGGCCGGCGGACGUUCUGCUCACCGAGAGCAAUGCUGUGGCGAAAGCGGCAUACUUUACUUCAUGGUAUCGGUCUCCGUACCGAUUAAAGAAAUCUCUACAUAUAAUUACGAUGAGAUCUCAGAAAGCGGAACAGUUAACUGCCGGCUAUUUCGUGCCGUUAUCCUUGCAAACUUUUGCGUCCAUGGUGUCGUCCGCGGCAUCCUUCUUCACCAUGAUGCGCAGCAUGAAUUGA
Dinoponera quadriceps is the source of this 1218-nucleotide messenger RNA. Its product is annotated as putative odorant receptor 85d. Gene Ontology annotation, molecular function: odorant binding; olfactory receptor activity. NCBI's taxonomy places the organism in Eukaryota, Metazoa, Arthropoda, Insecta, Hymenoptera, Formicidae. The record is from RefSeq and is a predicted model, not a curated record. Gene Ontology annotation, biological process: sensory perception of smell; detection of chemical stimulus involved in sensory perception of smell. Gene Ontology annotation, cellular component: plasma membrane. The coding region runs from base 1 to 1218 and encodes 405 amino acids. The transcript has 6 exons.